AUGGAGUUUCUCGAUUUAAUCGAUCAGCCUUCCGAUGGACAAGUUGCCAUCAUGAACGUGGAUGAAGCAACUCGAGUGCUUUGCUACACAGAUACCGACUUUCGCGUCCGUGAAUGGGUUUUACAUAACCGCCAGUGGCAAGGCGGGCAUGCGCACAAUACUAUCGUCUAUGCAGAUCAACAAACCCCUCUUGCAAUGAUAUCUAUUGACCUAGGCAACAAUAUUAAGGGGAUUCGGGUGUAUUAUAUACAUGAAGGUCGCAUCAAGGAAGAUUGUUUUGACGGGACGUUGUCUCGUAUUGUCAGCUUGCACAGAACGUGGUUCAAGGGGGCGCUGACUGAUAGGGAGCUCGAACCUCUGGAUAUUUCGAGGCUAGCUGUAACUAUCGGUCGUCUCAAUGGACGUGGGAAAGAGACCGGGAAGCUCCAGCACAUUGUGGUGUACCAGGAUGCACACCUUAACUUGAAGGAAGACAUCAAGAUCGGUUGCGGAGAGUGGGAAUCUGGUUGGUGUCUCCCUGUGCCGCCAUUGCUCGGUGCCAAGCGUGGAACUGGUAUUGCCGCAAUUUGGAAGGAUGGCAAGGCCCACGUUUAUUUCCAGGCAACUGACAACGGCAUCUACGAGGCUACGCGGGAAAACGGGACCUGGAACCUAAGUGAGAAGCUGUUCGAGGCCAGACCAAACACACCUCUGGCAGUAGGCCUCUCAUCGAAAAAGACUAUUCACCUAUUCUACGUCAACGAUCAAGACUGUCUGAGUACUAGAUAUCGACAGGGGUCUGACUGGAUGCUAGAAGGAGGCAACGCAUCGAGAACGGUCUCUCGGAAUUCGUCGAUCUCAGUAUGCCUUGUCCCGGCCCGAGAUGGGAAGGAAAUUUGGAACAUCGUCUAUGUCAGAGCUGCUGACGCUGUUCAACGACUCCCUGUGGGGAGCACUAACUGGACGUCACAAAAAUCGCGCUCGAUGUCACGGAAUGCUAUGCCAUUCAACGUUGCUUGGAUGCUAAGGAAUUACGUCGUGGUACCACAGCCCAGCCCGGAGGAGGAGAGCGAUCGUUUCUGCAUUGAACACAUAGAAGCUACUCACUAG
Messenger RNA from Fusarium poae, 1089 nucleotides. RefSeq lists its product as uncharacterized. Lineage: Eukaryota; Fungi; Ascomycota; Sordariomycetes; Hypocreales; Nectriaceae. The transcript has 3 exons. Bases 1 to 1089 code for a protein of 362 amino acids. The record is from RefSeq and is a predicted model, not a curated record.